Messenger RNA from Rosa chinensis, 988 nucleotides. RefSeq lists its product as uncharacterized. Bases 46 to 897 code for a protein of 283 amino acids. Lineage: Eukaryota; Viridiplantae; Streptophyta; Magnoliopsida; Rosales; Rosaceae. The transcript is spliced from 4 exons. The record is from RefSeq and is a predicted model, not a curated record.
UCGUCACCGUCGUCGGAAGAAACAGACUCUGAAUCUCCGAUCACCAUGUCGUCGUCGUCGACGUCCUCAUCGGAGAAGAAGGAAACUCUGUUGUUUCAUGUGGAGCUGAACGAAGUCCGUCUUCUGCAGAAGGCCUUGAGACCCCUGUAUGAGACCGCCUACUUCCCGGACGACAUGUCCCUCGCCGGAAAGAUCCGCGACUCCGGCCACUUCUGCAUAUCUCCGGACGGGGUUCUUAUCGCCUCCACAACCUCUUUCCCGCCUCAUCUUGACGCCUAUCUCGAACUGCCGCGUGCGACCUUCGCCGCCCUUCGCUGCCACAAGGACCAUGUGCUCCGCCUCAACCUCCGCCUCUUGGAGGACCGAAUCGCCGCCACCACCGUCAACGGUUGUGAUGGUGUUUCUGCAUGCUUCUCCGGAGAGAAGUACAGGCACAGCGCCCUGCUCUAUUCUCUGAGGGACAAGGAAGGUUUUGCCGUGCACAGCUCUGAGAUACCGCUCAUUUGCUCUUAUCCCGGUUUUCUGGCGACGUUAGAUUGGUCAGAUUACAGUUAUCAACUCAGCAUUGAGAUGCCGACGGAGACUUUUAAGCAACUUAUCAAUUCUUUGAGCUUGUAUGGGUUUGCAGUUCGUGCCACCGUGACAAUUACUCAAAUCAUGUUCCGUGUAGUCAAUGAGGAGGUUGUUCUGAGGGCAGAGGCUGAGGUCUACAAGAUUCUGCGUUCGAGAAGUCGAUAUCCGUAUUUGUUGGAAUUUGGUCUCCAUCAAAAGAGUGCAUUCCUGAAUGCGGCGAGUCUAUCAGACAGAGUUAGGCUUCACCAGCUUUUGGAUUUACGCACUGUGUUGGAGGUACCUGUUAAGGGACUCGGUAGCAUCCUGUUUUGUUUCAAGCUUUAGGUGAUCAUCUAUGAGUCAAAAUUUACAUGUAUUUUCUCUGUCCUAGCUCGACUGAAAAUUCUUGUGGGUAUAUCGAUUUCCAGUAGAUGUU